Labrus mixtus (cuckoo wrasse) is the source of this 2955-nucleotide messenger RNA. Its product is annotated as SIN3-HDAC complex-associated factor-like. Bases 158 to 991 code for a protein of 277 amino acids. Gene Ontology annotation, biological process: negative regulation of cell migration. The transcript is spliced from 6 exons. The record is from RefSeq and is a predicted model, not a curated record. Lineage: Eukaryota; Metazoa; Chordata; Actinopteri; Labriformes; Labridae.
GCACUCCGUUCACAACUACCCAGUCCCGUCCACAAGCGCAGACAUCAACAAGGGAGCGGGUUAUUGAUGCGGGGUUGAUUUUCAUAAUAGUCACAUCGUAACGACAAGAUAACAGGAAUAUUUUACUUUGGAUUAACUUAACCCAACUUGCAACAAGAUGUUUGGCUUUCAUAAGCCAAAAAUGUACAGGAGUUUGGACGGCUGCUGCAUCUGUCGCGCCAAGUCGUCAAGCUCUCGUUUUACGGACAGCAGGCGCUAUGAGAAAGACUUCAGGAGCUGUUUUGGACUGAGUGAAACAAGAUCAGGAGAAAUCUGUAAUGCCUGUGUUCUCCUGGUGAAACGAUGGAAAAAGCUUCCUGUGGGAACCAAGAAGAACUGGAACCAUGUGGUCGAUGCUCGAGGAGGUCCCAGCCUAAAGAUCACUUCCAGGCCCAAGAAGAUCAAAUCCAUCUCCAAGAAAGACCGGCCGAGCCAGAUCAGCAGGCUGCAAAAAGAGCUCAAAAGAAACAACUCAGAUGCUCACAGCACCACCUCCAGUGCCUCUCCAGCUCAGUCUCCCAGUUACAGCAACCUGUCAGACGACGGCUCCGACGCCGAGCUCAGCCCGGGAUCCAGCCGCUCUCCUGUUUUCUCAUUCCUAGACCUGACGUACUGGAAGAGGCAGAAAGUGUGCUGUGGAAUAAUCUACAAGGGGCGCUUUGGAGAGGUCCUCAUCGACCCCCAUUUGUUCAAACCGUGCUGCCGCAAAAAGCAACGGCAGAAGCAGCAACAACAACGAGAGGAGGAGGAGGAAGAGGACGACGAGGACGAAGAGGAGGAAGAAGUGGAAGUAGAGGAGGGCCAGGGGGUCGCGGAUGUGAGCGUGCAGAAAUCCACGACGGAAGAGGAAGUGAAGGAGACCCCGAUGUUCCAGAAAGAGCCCCCUCAGCUGUGUGUUACCGUGACAACCGCUCCAACCAUGAGGGGGGCACUGGUGGAUGAAGGCUGGUGAAGAGGAAAAAACGUCCCGCGUUGCACACAUCUCUGAAGAAAUGUUGGGGUGCGUUGUGUUUUUUUGUUUUGUUUUUUCCAAGCACUUAAAGAAGAGGUCGCCUCAGAUUGCCUUCAGUCACAAAGCAGCUGGAAAUCCUUUGGUCAUUUCUGUAUUCCAAUGUCAAAGGUUUGUUUGUUCUUUUUUAAAUGGUAACUUAUUGGACUGUUUUGUUUCCUCUUUUUUUUUGUCUUUAAUAUUCUCAUCAUCCUUGUCAUGGACCAUCAUCUGUGAUGUCACCGAUCGGCUUCAGAUGAAAUGCUGGAGCUCGACUUUUGCUGGUACAUUUAAAAAAAAAAAGAUUUUAUUCCAAAACGCAAUAGAUCCGCUCAGUUAUAAAAAAAAAGGUGCUACUUGAAAUUCAUCACUCAACAUUUAAAACGACUAGUUCAAUCAUUAUCAAUGAGGAUAUUUUAUACGCAUACAGUAUAUGAUAAGAUGACUAAUAUACAGAAAUGAGAUUCAUUUAGCUUUCUUUGUGAAGAGUAAAUAUCUCUUUUUUUUUUAAAGUUGUGGAGAACUCGUUUUGGAAUGAAUGACACUUUGACAGAGCGCAGACCUGUACAGUAGCCCCCUGUGUUUGUCGUUCCACUUUUGACAUCCACUCCUAUCAAAGACUCUGUGUUUUGUAGACUGGAUUAGUGUCUCUGUGUCCAAAUAAGUAUGUGAGUCCUGGCUGAAUAAGGCCUUUUCACAGCUUCAACAGCAAAUACACCAGCCUUAAUAAUGUGUUACAGACAGUGCUAGUGUUAAUUCUGGAUUGGUAUUAAGGAACAAAAAAGGGACAGUAGCUAUAUUUAUUGUGGCCUCAGCAACACUUAGUGCAUUUUGCAUGAAUGGAAAGCCCACUCAUCCAGACGACCUAACGAUCUGAUGCAUGAGUCUCCGAAAAAAUUGCAUGGCCUUAUAUAAACUGUAAUUUGUACUUUUAUUUUUUUUGUUGUUGUCGAUCUCUUUCUCUGAAGUUUGAACUUAUUUUUAUAUGUAACAAAAAGCAAGAAUUAAAAAGUGUCUUUGCAUAAUAAUACCACACAAUACAACAGCAAAAAACCACAGAAUCGGUCUAUAGUCAUUCACCAAUCUAAACAUCAGUGAUUCCCUUCAUUCCCGGGUCAGUAUAUGGAUUAAAUAAACUUUGUACAAGCUGAAAUUCUAUGCCAUUGCCUCUUAUAUACCACAAAUGUGUGUUGUGAUAUAAAGCCUAAUAUUACUUUAUUUAUCAAAUUAAAGCCAAAGCACAUUGAAAUUCACCCAAUGUCAAAUCAAUGCAGGUUUUCUAUGGACACUUGUGCUUGUCCGAGGUCGUUUGUAUGUAUGUUUAUGGUAUUUUAAAUGAACACUAAUGUGUAAUUUCAUACAUGUGAUGUUGUAGCUGGAAGAACAGGUAGUUAUGUACAUAAGGGGGGUGGUGCCAUGAGGCUCCUAUAUUGGUUUUUCAUUAUUUAUUUCAUAUUUAUUUGUAUCACUGCAUCUUCACUUAGAAGUGUAAUGCUAUGAAUUAUUUUCAUCUUUAGCUUAUUUGUAGUAGUGGGGAGCGGGUUUUUGUACAUCCGAAAUCGAAUGUAAUUCUCUCGCAGGCUUCGUUUUAACAUUGCGUUGAAUUACUGGUUGUCAAUAUUUGUGAAAUGUUGUUAAGUAUUUAUUUUCUUCAUCGGUUGAGUUGCGUGCAACCUAACUUAUUCUGCAGCCAUUACUUUUGGAUUUGUACCACGUAGACUGAAACGAAUGAUAGAUGCAACCAAACUGUACCUUUUCCCUUUUAGCCUGUAGCUUAAAUACGUUACCUAACUCUAGACGUGCAUGUACUGUUGCUAUGCAUUUACUUAGCUUACAAGUUAGACAAAAGCAGUUUUGUAUUUUUUAUACAUCAUGUACUUUUUUUACUUGUCCCUUAAUAAAAGUAAUUUUGUGAGUUUUUUCUUGAA